UGGCGCGCAUCGUUGCCGGGCAACGCGCGGCGCUGGUUGCCGGCUAAGCUGGCUGUAGGUAUCUCCCUGCCGGGCGCCGGUAGGCGCAUCGCGGCGGCGAAGGUGGGUGCGCGCCUUGCGGGCCUCUGGGAGCCCUGGACCCUCUCCAUCUGCGCCUGGGACCUGGUCCCGGGGCCCGCGAGAUCCCGUCUGGGACGCGAUCCCCGAGCUCCCUGCCCUCAGCCUCCGGCCUCAGCAGACCGGGAUCUGCAGCUCAUCCACCAGGACCCAUGUCUGCCCACAAGCCCUCCUCCGCCUCUCUCGCUUGGUCCUAGGACACGCCCCCGUGCCGGACUAGUCACCCGCGCGUGCCAGGAGGGGUCGACUCCACGGAGGCACGUGAACACUCCCAGGAAGCCGUGGGCAACUCCAGGAGCUCGGCAGCUGCAUGUUUUCUGAGCAGCUUUCCUUCGGGUCGGCUGGCCUGGCUACACCAAGAUGCAAGGCGGGCGGGAGGUGGGGAGGGAGUCAGUGAGUGACCUCGCGGAGGAACUUGGAGAGGGGCCCCUCCACCGGACAGCGAGAGGACAGAGUGGUGAUGGUUUGGAACCGAGGAGCAUCUGCUCUGACGGUCCCGUGAUUCUGCCGGACGCGAACGCAGCUAACAGCUCCAGGCUGGAUGAGGGUCUUCCCACCGGCCGUCCACCCCUAGGGGAGCUCGGCGGCGGGUGGGGAGAGUUCGAAGGCUUCCGGGAGUCUUCAGCUAAGUCUGAGCAGUUUUCUCAGUCUUUUGAACUGGGAAGAGCCGCGGAAUGUCAGCCGCUGAGAACCCCUUCAGUCCCCAAAGAGGGCGGUUCUUGCCAGGUGCAGCAGCGUGGACCCUGGGUGACAGGAACUGCUGCUGGCCCAUCUUCAGAGUCCAUCCUCAGCUAUGAAAAGGCUUUUAGGCUUGCGUUUCAGGAAGUCCCUGUGGAGCAGGCAACCGAAGACGUUUGUUCCUUGGACAAAUUCUUAGAAAUAAGCAAUGAAGAAGCUGCGUCUGUGCCCAAACUGUGUUCCGAGUCUAGGAAACUCUGGAGAGCCCUUCAGAACACCGAUGCUGUGUCUGCUUCGAGGUGUGUCUGGAGUGAAUCUCACUGUCGGGAGAACCUCCUUCCUGUCCUUGGCCUAGAUGCUGCUCAGAAGAGUCUUUCUGAGAACCAGGGUCAUGCUCUGGAAGAUCCUGACUUUAGAAAACCUGAAGAGCUUCUGGCAGUCCAUGGGUUCCACCUACACCACUGCAAAGCCCUGAUUCAGACCAAGCUCUCAGGGACGUCCGGCGGCAGACAGGGCAGCCUGAUUACCUACAGUCUGUUUCUGAAGACACCGCUCCAAGGGAACAGGCGCUACAUCACCAUUCCACAGAAAAAGAUCUUCACUCCACGCAACCUGAAAAUGGCAUUCUUUAAUAAUGAUGUCUGCUAAAAACAGGA
Messenger RNA from Apodemus sylvaticus (European woodmouse), 1451 nucleotides. It is a transcript of the gene Clba1, whose product is annotated as clathrin binding box of aftiphilin containing 1. Gene Ontology annotation, molecular function: clathrin binding. Gene Ontology annotation, cellular component: AP-1 adaptor complex; trans-Golgi network membrane. NCBI's taxonomy places the organism in Eukaryota, Metazoa, Chordata, Mammalia, Rodentia, Muridae. The record is from RefSeq and is a predicted model, not a curated record. Bases 478 to 1443 code for a protein of 321 amino acids. Gene Ontology annotation, biological process: intracellular transport. The transcript is spliced from 5 exons.